GCAUAACUUUCAACCAAAGGAAAAAAUGUCCUACUACGUCGCGCCCAGCCAGCAGCGCACUCUCCGCGCUUGCAUGGUCUGCUCUCUCGUCCAACUCCACAGCAAAUUCAUGCGCGAAGGCUGCCCCAACUGCGACAACGUCCUCGGCCUCCGCGGCAACAACGACGCCAUCCAAGAAUGCACAUCCCAGGUCUUUGAGGGCCUGCUGACACUCCGGGAUCCCACGACCAGCUGGGUGGCUCGGUGGCAGCGGCUGGAUAGCUAUGUCCCCGGGACAUACGCCGUCAAGGUGACCGGUUCGCUUCCGGAUGAGAUCAUUUCCAGCUUGGAGGACUCGGGGAUCAAGUAUAUUCCGAGGGAUGGUAGUACUGGCGAAGAGGAGGCGUAGGAACGGGGCCACUUGCUUCGAUAUUUGCUGAAUGACGAAGGCCGCGCGGCCUAGAAAUUCUGGGUGGAAGGGAAGGUGGAUUUCUAUUUUUUUUGUUCCUUGCGCGGUUGCACAACACUGGAGUUUUGGUUAGGUUGUUCUCUCGUACUAUAUGCGAUUCCGGGAAAUAUGGUUGCUUGCCCCUUGGUUUUCUUUUUACUGCGCCGGGGUUGCUCGUCUAUUCUUAUUUUUCCAAAGACGAGCUUUCAGAAAGGUUCAGAAGAUCAGCCCCAAACAAUGCUCGAUACCCGAUUAGAUG
Messenger RNA from Aspergillus aculeatus ATCC 16872, 686 nucleotides. It is a transcript of the gene spt4, whose product is annotated as transcription elongation factor SPT4. Gene Ontology annotation, cellular component: DSIF complex; nucleus. Lineage: Eukaryota; Fungi; Ascomycota; Eurotiomycetes; Eurotiales; Aspergillaceae. The transcript has 4 exons. Bases 26 to 388 code for a protein of 120 amino acids. The record is from RefSeq and is a predicted model, not a curated record. Gene Ontology annotation, biological process: chromatin organization; positive regulation of DNA-templated transcription, elongation; mRNA processing. Gene Ontology annotation, molecular function: zinc ion binding; RNA polymerase II complex binding.